CUUUACAGAUGAAGAAACUGAGGCAGAUGGAGGUGAAGUGACUUGUCCAGGGUCACACUGCUUUUAAGUGUGGAGAUCAAAUUCGAACUCGUCUUCCUGAAGGAAGCAGACAGUGAGCAGUGAGGGUCAGUGAUGGAAACAAGACCCUCAUACUCUGGAAUCUUAAUGGCUUUGUGCCUAAUCGGUUUAUUUGGUACUCGCCUGGUUCUAUAUUGUUAGACAUUAAUUCCCCAGAGUGGUCAUCUCCUGCCCAUUCCAGAAGGGUAGUGACAAACGACGAGUGACGGACGGUGGGGGGAACAUGGGACCUUCGCAUUCCAGAAGAAUCCCCCAAACCUGCGCUUGCUCCCUAUUCCCUAUGAUGUACAAGUCAACCCCCCCAACACAGCUCCCCCUGCAUUGGGCCAUGCCCGUUUUCCCAGGAAAGGUGAAGAUUUCACCGCAGGGAAUAAGCAAAGCGGAGGACCAAAGCUGCGACUCUGCGCCCGGAGAGCAGGGCUGUCGCUCCCGAGAGCGGCUCUCUUUCUCCGGGGCUAAUCCGGCCCCCCAAGGCUCUCUGAUGAGUCCCCAGGCGAUUUCGCCAGCUAUGAGGCUAUUCGACCCCUUAAACCUCUUCAAAUACAAUUCUUUUCUUGCUUCUGGAUGGAGCGGGGUUUGAGUCUCCCAUUCUUGGGCAAGAUCCUGCUGCAAACUUGGGGGUGUUUCUCCCAUUUCUGACCCCAAGUCCGACUCUCCGGCUACUGUCCAGGGUUUCCUCGAGUUCUCGGUGCAGUUUUAAGCACUUUCAUGUCAAUAUUUUAAAUGUAACAGCUGAAGCUCUGAAACGUUUGAGGACCUCUCACUGCUAGGGAGCCAGGUCCUGAGCUAAGAUCUAGGGGAGGUUUCUAUAAGAGAAUGCGGUAGGGGGAGCUUGGUUGUCCCAGCUCCUACAGAGAAUACGGUAAAGAGAGAUUCGGGGCGGUGCCUAGCAAGUAGCUUUCGCCGGUCCACAGAGACCGUGGGACUCAGGAGGACAGGGCGGAGCAGAGCGCGCGCCUGCGCAGUAGGCAAGAGGCAAAGGGAUUAAGAAGGGUUAGUAGCGCCACUGCCUCCAGUACUCCCGCUGCUAGCUGCUUGGUGCGCACGCGCUGCCGGCUAGAGUCACUCUUGCUGAGUCGGAGCAGGCGUGCGAAGGCGGCUGCGGGCGUGGAGCUGUCUGCGGUGACCGAGAGAGCUAGCGAGCUAGCGAACAGACGAGCGGCGCCAUGAGCGGUUACAGCAUCGAGGAGCGCGCGGCCCCCUACAGCCUCGAGUAUCGGCUCUUCCUCAAAAACGCAAAGGGAGAGUAUAUAUCGCCCUUCCAUGACAUUCCAAUCCAGGCAGCCGAGAAUGUGUUCCAUAUGGUGGUAGAAGUACCUCGCUGGACGAACGCAAAGAUGGAGAUCGCCACCAAGGACCCCUUAAACCCGAUUAAACAAGAUGUCAAGAAAGGAAAGCUGCGCUACAUCGCCAACGUGUUCCCUCACAAAGGCUACAUCUGGAACUACGGGGCCAUCCCUCAGACUUGGGAAGACCCCGGGCACAAGGACCAGCACACCGGCUGCUGCGGAGACAAUGACCCCAUUGAUGUCUGCGACAUUGGAAGCAAGGUCUGCUCGCGAGGAGAAGUGAUCAAAGUGAAAGUCCUGGGCAUCCUGGCGAUGAUUGACGAAGGAGAGACCGACUGGAAGGUCAUCGCCAUCAACGUGGACGAUCCCGACGCUGCCAGCUACAGCAAUAUUGAGGACGUCCGAAAGCUGAAGCCCGGCUACCUGGAAGCCACCGUGGAGUGGUUUAGAAAGUACAAAGUGCCCGACGGGAAACCCGAGAACGAGUUUGCCUUCAACGCCGAAUUUAAGGACAAGGACUUCGCCACGGACAUCAUUCAGGGCACGCACGCCCACUGGAAGGCCUUGGUGGCCAAGAAGACCGACGGAGGCGGGCUCAACUGCACGAACACGACCGUGGAGGGCAGCCCCUUCAAGUGCAGCAUGGAGUCCGCCAGAGAGAUCGUCAGAGCCCUGCCGCUGCCUUGUGAAUCAGCCUGCACCGUGCCCACCGACGUGGACAAGUGGUUCUACUACCAGGGCAAGUAGAGGCCCUUGUGGGGAGCAGCAGGACGUCCCUCAUGCAGGAAACUCCAGACCCGGCUUGGCCCCGAGCUCUGCGGGCGGCUCUCUGUUCGCUGGUUGGGCCCCUCCACACGUCCCCUGCCUGCCUCAGUCCCUGGGAGAGCCCCUGGGAGCGAGCAGGGCGCACGCUUACUGUGUGCUGGCAAAUAAAGGUUUGGCUCAAGCUCA
This is a messenger RNA of Monodelphis domestica (gray short-tailed opossum), 2318 nucleotides long. RefSeq names its product inorganic pyrophosphatase 1 (gene PPA1). Gene Ontology annotation, cellular component: cytoplasm. Gene Ontology annotation, molecular function: magnesium ion binding; inorganic diphosphate phosphatase activity. NCBI's taxonomy places the organism in Eukaryota, Metazoa, Chordata, Mammalia, Didelphimorphia, Didelphidae. Gene Ontology annotation, biological process: phosphate-containing compound metabolic process. The record is from RefSeq and is a predicted model, not a curated record.